GGACGCGACACAGGGAAGGGUGAUACACGACCAAACAGAGAGGAGAGGGGGAGAUCCCUGUCAGGCUUCUCUUUGACCUUCCUCCUCUUAAGUUCUUUUCUUCUCCCUCACUCCCCCCACCCACCCCCCACCCCCACCCCCCCCGUGUGUCGUGGGUCUCCUUGCCUUCGUCCUCAUCGCUCCCCUCACUAGGUGCCUCGGCUCUGCCUGGACAGUGGCUCCAUCGAUGCAAAAUGGGUUGUGGCAAUUCCUCAGCCACCAACUCCUCAGGAGGAGGGCCUGCAGAAGCUUCCAAAGAUGUGACAGAAGAUCCUUUGGCAGAAGAUGAGAAAAGAAGGAAUUAUGGAGGUGUCUAUGUGGGUUUACCAGCAGAUCUGACCACUGUAGCUGCUAGUCAGUCCAAGUCCACACGGAAAGACUAGCAGCUCCACAAGAGAACACCACACAGGAUUGUGCACAUUGAUUCACCUGAAGACGCUUGGGUCUAUAAGCAGAGUUAGUGCUCGUGUCCACUGAGCAAAGGUGUAAACCGUCCAACGGAGCAAAGAUAGGGACAGUUUUCCAGGAUUCAUCUUUCAUCCAACAAGUUUUAAAACUGUUCUAGAUGAGGACUAAACUUUGGGCUGGCAACUGUGGGCAGCAGCAGCUGUCCGUUUUGGGCACAUGGCCACGUCCCUGGAACCUUCUCAGGAAACAGCGGAGGAUCUGAUUAACUUGGCCACUAACUGUGGGGUGCACACUCCUUCUGCAAUAAUAAUCAGCUGCUAGUUGUUUCACUACAGCACAGUUUUGAUUCAUUGCGUUGCAAAGGGAAGGAGUUCAACAGAACAUGUAACUAUCACAAAAACCUUUUUAAACCAGGGGUCUGCUGCAGCAGCAGAGUGAAGCUAAUUAAACUGUUUAACUGGAGUUCCUAAAUUAUCCAUUUGCCACCUAACCUGGAUCCCACAUGGAUUAUCUAGAGUCAGCAGAAAGGUCACAAGACUCCAAAGAGCUUUGAAUCCUUCUUCCUCGCUCGCUUCUCUGGUUUUGCAGCAUCAUUCUUCCCCCUCCACCAGGAAGCUCUGAUUUUGGUAGUUUUCAGCCACUCAUAGUGCACAAAAAUCCCUUUUGUUAGGUUUCCAGAAGUGUCUAGUAGUUUCUUUAAAUGUCACAACAUAAAUGUAUAUUUCCAAAAACGUGUCUUAAGAAUAUUUGUAGGGGGACAAUAAAUAUCUGAGGAAGAAGGAAUUUUGAAUGACUUUGUUGCAGUAUGUAUCAAACAGAAGAGGGAGUGCUUUAAUGUGUGUAAAAUCUCACAGGAAAAAGCUGUUUUUGUUCAUAUUUUCCUAAUUUUUUUUUACAAAACCACUAUAAAUACACAAUCAAACCAUUUCCAAGUAGACCAUGAUUGCUGGCGCUGUUAUAGACUAAUGAAUGAGCAGCUUUGUUAUGUUAGAGGUGGUUGGUUUCAGCCCAACUUCAUACAGAAUGAUUGAAAACAGAUGAAAAAAAAAAACUUCUCAAAAUCGGAGAGAAAUCACGAGAAACUCCAUUUGUCUUAAACAAAAAUGUACAUUUAUCAUCUUCUAGUCUGCCAGUAAAUGAAUAGAGUUGAAUAUAUUGUCCUAUGCGGUAAAUGAAAUUUGAUGAUGUCAAAUGAUGCAUUUACUAUUUGUAUCCUAAAUUAGUUGCUGAAAUAUGAAAUAAAAAAGCCAUGGAUGCUGGUAUUUCACUCCAAAUCAAUUAAAAGCAAUUCUUUAAAUUUUCCAAUUUUGAAAACUUUUGGAAAUUUACAUUCAUUCAAAAAGACUUUUAGGCUAAAUAAAAAAAGAAAUAAUUUUUUUCUCAAGGAACCAUAAAAACAGAAAAAAAUUCCUCAAAUCAGUAAUUUAAAACCGAAUGAUAGAAGAGGAGACUUUAGUGUAAACCAAUACAUUUGUGAUUUUAUUAAGACUUGCUGUUUGUUCUAAUGAUCACAGCUUUAUUCUUUAUUCUUCUGUCUCUGGGUGCACGAGAGGCUACGGCUAACCCUCUUACUAAAACAACAGUUCAAGGUUUUCAUUCACCUGUUUGUAUCUUUGCCUUUAAUAAAAGCUCUAAAGCAUCAGCUCACAUUAUUUAUUAACAAUCACCCCAGUGAUAGAGGUAGAAAUCCUGCUGACGGCUCUAAAGCAGCGGUUGGAUCUUACAAAGGCACCUUAGAAAUCAUCAUGUUUUCUCUCUUGCUGCUCCAGCCUUCCUGCCUCGGUGGGCGGGGGGCCUUUAACAGUGCGUUGCUCGGCCUGUCUCCCCCUCUUCUAUCAGCCUUGCCGUGCCCUUUAAGGCUGUUCCUCCUGGAUGUGAUGAAUGUCACUUCCUGUGCCCUAUUCAGCUACCUGAACAGGGACAAGGGGGCAGGAUGUGGAUAAAUUGAACUGUCUAAUGCCAUUUACUGUAAAAUACAUCUGUACCUUCUGCAGCACAGCAUGCUGUGUGAAUGUAGAGGAGGAUGUCCUCUGAGAGGGAACACCGUGUGUUAUACAGAUCACGUACUUUAUGCUGAAGCUUGCAGAUCAAUCUUUCUUUUUACGUGUUUUAAAAUAUAAGAUUCUUCUGUAAUAAUAAAAGGAUAAAAAUCCUAUUAAGGUCAACACAGUCGGCUAUCGUUUUAAUAAUUAAACAAGUAUUCAGCACACUGGGGAAAAUCAGGGGUGGUCAUUAAUAAAUCAUCAUGGACUCAUUAGGUGAAGAAUCGUUUGAAUCAAUGAUAACUGCUGAUUUCAUGCAAUUUAUUAAAUGUUUUUGCUGUUUCUUUGACUUUUUUCAGCUGAGUUGUAUGAGUUUGCAAAUAACUACAUUUUUAUUGAAUUUUCCUUUUCAGCCUUUUCACCAAGUUUCCUAUUAGUUGUAUUUAUUUUGUAUGACCUUGGUUUGAGUUUUCUAUGACUUCACAGAAAUGCUGAACGUAAGUGUUUUAAACAGGUUCCAAGUGUCUCACCUGUAAAUUACUACUUGUUUAUACAUUUCAAAGAAGAUUAAAGUUACAUCUCCUUUGUGAUUUAUUUCUGCCGUUAGAUGAUAUUUAUUGUUCAUAUUGAUAAUGCAAAGGUCACCACAAUUACCUGACCCUCGUUGCGUUUGCUCUGAGCCUGAAAGUUCACAUCUCUCUCAUGUGUUUAUAGAUCAAAAGGAGCUUAAAGAUAAAAAGUGAACACAUGGAAUUAUUGAUGAGUUGAUCAAAUUUUAUUCAGUAAAUAUAAAUUUGAGUCAUAAAUUACACUGUCCAACUAUAAUAAAGCUGCAUUUAAAGUGGCAGUGUGUAGUUUUCUGGCGCUAGGGGGUAGUACAUACAUUUCUGGGUAGUUUCACAUCAUACACCAUGCGACUGUCGCUAGUUUAAAAAAACGUUACAGUAAAUUUUCUUUCUUGGGGAGCAGAAAGCUUGUAACCUCGGCGUGGCUCCUCAUACUUUGAUGUUUCUUCAGUUAAUUUCAUCAAGAGAAUGCAAUACUAAGUGUAGUUUUCUGGUGCUGUAUUUUCUGAACCUGCUCAGAGUCCUGCAUCUACCGACGACGUCCUCAUACUACGGCAAUGCCACUUGGUCAAAAUAUAUUGAAUUUUGUUUUCGAUUGCGUUCUUUCACAUAUUUUUUAGAAAGAGUUUAGCAGUUUUAUUAUAAAAUUUGUGUUUCUUACUGCCUAAAUGUUGUUGAACAUGGUAACGAUUCAGUCCUGUCUACUGCAGCAUAGGAUGAGGGGCGCAGAAGUGGACGAACAUCUGACUGCAUGGACCAUCAACUACCUCACCAACAGGCAACAGUACAUGAGGCUGCACAACUGUGCAUCUGAGGUGGUUGUGUGCUGUACAGGAGCUCCACAAGAAUGACCUUCAUAGUCACCUCCAGAAGUUCUCUGAUGACUCGGCCAUUGUCAGCUGUGUGUCUGAGGGGAAUGACCUGAAGUACGGGUCAGUCAUCACAGACUUUUUGAACUGAUGUGAGCGUAAUCACCGUCGCUUGAACACCAGUGAGACAAAGGAAAGGGUGAUUGACAUCAAGAAAAACAGCCUCCUCCUCACUCACCAGUAAACAUCCAGGGAGCAGACAAUGAGGUGGUGAAUGCCUUUAAAUACCUGGGUGUUCACCUCAACAGCAAACUGAACUGGUCUAACAAAACAGAUGUUCUGUAUAGGAAGGGCCAAAGUCGCCUCCACCUCCUGAGGAGGCUGAGGUCCUUCAGAGUUAAUUCCCAUCUGCUAAAAUCCUUUAUCACUGUGUGGUUGGCUCAGUUAUCCACUCAGCUGUGGUCUGUUGGGGUGCAGGCAGCUCUGACCGAGACAGGAAGAGACUGAACAAGCUAGUUCACAAUAGUGAUGGGAAUUCCAGCUCUUUUUAGAGAGCCGGUUCUUUUGGCUCAGCUCACCAAAAACAGCCGGCUCUUUCGGCUUCCAAGUGGCUCCUCAGAUUUUUUUGUUGUGUAGAGUAUAUUUAUGACCAAAAUAAUGCAAAACUAUAUGUAAAAUGAUUUACUAAUGUAAAAAAAUGCAAUAUAUCAAAUAUUUAUCAUUUCUAUGGAUUUAAUAACUGAACACAUUAAGAAAUCUCCACUUUCCGACUGCUGGCGCUCAUUUUCUCACCGUCUUCGUCACACUCUCCUUCCUCUUGCUCGCCUUUUUCCUCCUCCUCAUUCCCUCUCAUCUCCCUCCACUCGCAUGUGCUCUGCUGUGUGUCUGAGUCUGAUCCUCCCUCUUCCCCGCCCCUACUGCUCUGUGUGUGGACAGUCUGGACACGCAGUUACACAUGUUGACCAAUCGCCUGUAGCUUUCACCAAAGCAAGAGGGGAGGGGCGAGGGGAGGGGACGGCUCCUAAUGACGAGCCGGCUCCCGUCGUUCACUUCAUCUCUUAGAGCCGAUUCGUUCGCGACCGACACAUCACUAGUUCACAAAGCUUGCCCGGUGCUAGGUUCCCACUGGAUUCAUUUGAGGAGACGUGUGAAAGGAGGAAGCUGGGGAAGAUGACCUCCAUCUUUAAAAAAAUACCUCCCACCCACUGCAUUCCACUGUGGAGGCAAUGGAGAGCUCCUUCAGAGGCAGACGGAGACAUCCCAGAUGUAAAUCAGAACGCUACCUUAGGUCAUUCAUCCCCUCUGCAGUAAGAGUGUAUAACUCCUCAGUUUAAGUUGUACUGUUACACAAUAACACCAAUGCAAUAUUCAGUAUGUGUUCAAUACCUGUGCAAUAACGGAUAUACAUAAUAUUGUAUGUUUUACACAUUUGUAUUCUACUAGAAUGUUUCACCUUUUUUGUAAUUUGUAAUCUGUAAUUUGAAUUGCUUUUAUUUUCUGAUUUAUUCACUUUAUCUGACUUUGUACUGUACAGUGUUCAGCGCCUUGGGCUUCCUGACAGGGUUGCGGAAGGCACUUUAUAAAUAAAGCUUUGAUUGAUUGA
Nothobranchius furzeri (turquoise killifish) is the source of this 5407-nucleotide messenger RNA. Its product is annotated as overexpressed in colon carcinoma 1 protein. The record is from RefSeq and is a predicted model, not a curated record. Lineage: Eukaryota; Metazoa; Chordata; Actinopteri; Cyprinodontiformes; Nothobranchiidae.